CAUGAACUGUUAGCAGCGCUGAAUACGGUGGAGGGAGGAGAAAUUCACCUAACAGUUUCACCUGACAACACAGUGACCACUGGCAAGGGAAUGGAUGGUUUAUGUUUCACUUAACUUUCUCUAGUUCAAAAGCCCAAGCAUUUAUUUUCUGUGAGGAAGUAUUUUUUUAACACUUAGUGGAGUAAUUCCAUUCACUUAGAGCACGCUUGGAGGGCGGAGAAACGUUGCGCGAUCGCACCUGCCGCGGGGAGACAACUCAUCAGUCUUCUCAGUUGCACAGUUUCCAGAGUUGAGACUAAACUGCGCGCCAGAGCUCCCAUGAAAACGCAGCAUGUGAUAUGCUCAGGAUUGUUGAAUCGUAUAUUUCUAUUCAACUGUUUUCUUUUGGACUUAAUUUGAAAUCCUAAUGCAUUUGCGAUCUGUUACAUUUUAAGAACGUGUUCAACCUCUUUAGGACUGGACAUUUACCUGAGACUCUUUUGAUAACCUCUUGGGAUUUUAUUGGGGAAUCCCUUGAAAGAAUGGCCCCAUACUGUGCAAAGCUGAUAUUUUUCCUCUUGCAUUGUUUCACAUCAAUAAGUGGGAUGUUGGGGAGAGAGACACUGCCUGCCCCUCAGCUGUUGUCCUCUGGGGAUACACACCUUCUUCACACUGGGAACUCGCUCAACCUUACCUGCAGGGGCUCGGCCCCGCUGCUCUGGAGCCUGCCCUGGAGGGGGGUGGCGUCGGAGGGGGUGCAGGUGGAGGAGUGUAGGCCCGGGCUGCAGGCAUACUGCAGCCAGCUGCUGGUGCAUCACCUGGGGCCCAGCGACACGGGCCUGUACAGCUGCACGUACAAGUCCAGCUCCUCAGAUCUGUCCAGCUCAGCCUACGUCUAUGUGAAAGAUCCUGAGCAGCCAUUUGUGGAGCACCGUAAUGGCAUGCCAGAUAUCGUGUACAUCUACAGACAUGAGACCACGUUGGUCAUCCCUUGCAGGACCACCUCUCCCAACCAGACUGUCACUCUGAAGGGGGAACCACCCCUGACUCGGGUAAUCGAGCAGGGCUUGGAGUGGGACCCGAGGGUGGGCUUCAAGAUCCCCUACGGCUCCCAAACCAUCUACAGCCAGCUGACCUGUGUCUCUGAUGCCAACGGACGACGGGUCGAGUCUACAUACAUCCCCCUCCGAAUCACUUCUACUCUGAGGAACGUGAAGUCCACCCCAGACAGAGCUAGGGUUCUUGUAGGAGAUACCCUCCAACUCAACUGCUCUGGACAAACCACCUUCAACGGGAGAGUUGUGUUUCACUGGGACCUACCCAAGAGAGCAGCCAAUCGCACCUAUACGGUCAAAAAAAGCAAAGAGAAGCCCAGUAAGAACAGCACCUGGACCAGCAGCUUCGAGGUGGCCCACGUCACCAUGGAGGACAGAGGGAUGUACAGGUGCACUGCCCAGGUCGACACGACCAAGAAGCACGCCGGCUCCAGGGUUCUGGUCUAUGAACAUCCGUUCCUAAACAUCACCCACAAGCACAAGGCCAGAAGAGUGGUCAUCGAGGGGGCCAAGCAGGUGGUGUUGGAGCCCAGGGUCAAUGCACUGCCUGCUCCAGACAUCAUCAUGUGGUAUAAGGACGGAGUCCCCAUCUUGAACUCCACCUGCUAUGAGUCCUCAGAAUACAGCCUCACCAUCAGAGAGGUGAAGAAGCGAGAUGAAGGGGUCUUCACCAUCUCUCUGGGCAACCAGGAGAAGGGCUUGUACAGGAAUCUCAGCUACACUCUGGAAGUGGAUGUGAAGCCUAAGAUCUUGGAGGAGGAGGUGGCUACUGCAGACGUGCAGCCCUACAUGUUCGGCAAGCAGCACAAGUUAACCUGCACGGCCACAGGAUCCCCCACGCCUCAGGUCACGUGGCUAUGGCAACCAUGUCACCCGGGCCCAACCAUCAAACAGUGCUUGAUUUACAUUGAGCCUAUCCCAGUCCAGAUACACACAAAAGGCAAUUAUCCACACAACUGGAUUGAAAGCAUCAACAACAGUACAGAGCUGCUGAAGGGAAGCAUGGAACCAGGAAAAGAGAAAAAGACUGUGAGCAUGCUGGUGGUGGGAGUGGCUAACGUGUCGGGGGUGUUCUCCUGCUCAGCUCAGAACACACUGGGCACCGCCACCCUGCGGACCACCUUCUACGUGGACAAUCACUCCCAGCACCUGGCCAUCGAACCCCAGAGUGCCAUCGAAGGCGAUGACAUCACUCUGACCUGCCGUGCCACACGCUACCUAUACACGGACCUGCAGUGGUACGACCCGCAGAACCGCAGCGUCACCACCAGUGAGCUCCAGCUCAGCCCCUAUGCCAUCUCCCUGGCACUCAUCCUGACCAACGUGUCUCGGGACCACACGCUAGGCUACCAGUGUCGGGCCCAGAACCACCAGAAUAAAGUCACGCAGAAGACAUCUGUUCUGACUGUCAAUAAGAGGAAACACCCCUGGCUCAGCCAGAACCUGACCAAUCAGGACGUGAACAGCAGCAGCACACUGACAUUAGCCUGCUAUGCCUUGGGAGUGCCCCCCCCCUACAUCACCUGGUACAAGGACAACAUACCUGUGGAGGAGGGACCAGGUAUCACCCUGAGGGAAGACGGAGUCUUGAUCAUCGAGAGAGUGAAGAAAGACGACGAGGGUCUGUACGAGUGCCAGGCCAGCAACGACAAGGGCAGCGUCAAAACAAGCGCUGUCGUCACCGUAGUGGGGGAUGAGGGGAAGCCGAACAUGGAGGUGAUCAUCCUGGUGUGUACUGGAGCAGCUGCCACCUUCCUCUGGCUCAUGCUCAUCCUUUUCAUCCGCAAGCUGAGGAAGAAUCCUGCAAACUACAAGAUGGGCCCCUCCAUCAUCAUUGACCCAGAUGAGAUGUCUCUGGAUGACCAGUGUGAUCUUCUGCAGUAUGAUGGCAGCAAGUGGGAGUUUCCUCGUGAUCGCCUGAGACUGGGUAAAACCCUGGGUCAUGGAGCAUUUGGGAAAGUGGUGGAAGCCUCCGCGUUUGGGAUCGACAAGCUCUCUACCUGCAAGACUGUGGCCGUCAAAAUGCUUAAAGGCGGAGCUACCACCAAUGAGCGCAAAGCUUUGAUGUCAGAGCUAAAGAUCCUAAUCCACAUUGGUCAUCACCUAAAUGUAGUCAAUCUUCUUGGAGCCUGCACCAAGCCUGGUGGUCCACUGAUGAUGAUAGUUGAGUUCUGCAAGUAUGGAAAUCUGUCAAACUACUUAAGAAGCAAGAGAGCUGAUUUCAUUGUCUACAAGAGCCAGGAUGGUAAGGUUAUGACGUCAGGAUCGGGCUGUGACCUGAGCGAGCUCAUCAAGCGGCGCCUGGAGAGUGUAGCCAGCACUGGGAGCUCAGCCAGCUCCGGCUUCAUCGAAGAUAAGAGCUACUGUGACUCGGAGGAGGAGGAGGAAGAGCAUGAAGACCUGUACAAAAGAGUCCUGACACUGGAGGAUCUGAUUUGUUACAGUUUUCAAGUUGCAAAAGGCAUGGAGUUCUUGGCUUCGCGCAAGUGUAUCCACCGUGAUCUGGCGGCCAGAAACAUCCUACUGUCUGAGAACAACGUCGUGAAGAUAUGUGACUUUGGGCUGGCCAGAGACAUCUACAAAGACCCCGACUAUGUGCGCAAAGGAGAUGCCAGACUGCCCCUUAAGUGGAUGGCGCCAGAGGCCAUCUUUGACAAGAUCUACACCACGCAGAGCGACGUGUGGUCCUUUGGAGUACUUAUGUGGGAGAUCUUCUCUCUGGGUGCCUCUCCGUACCCUGGCCUCCAGAUAGAUGAGGAGUUCUGCUGCAGACUGAAGGACGGCACCAGGAUGAGAGCCCCAGAGUACUCCUCCUCUGAGAUAUACCAGACCAUGCUGGACUGCUGGCAGGGGGAGCCGGGGGACAGGCCCACCUUCAUGGAGCUGGUGGAGAGUCUGGGAGACCUGCUCCAGGCCAGCGUGCAACAGGAAGGGAAGCAUUACAUCCCCAUCAACACCCUGCUGCCCCAGGAGGCAGACGCCUCCAGCCCGACGCCCUCCGACGAGACGUCCACCCGGCCGCUCUCGCAGCGCGACUCUGGGGGCAACUGGAACAUUAAGAUCCGGCCAGCUAGUGUGAAAACCUUUGAUGAGGUUACUAUGGAGAAUGGGACAACUGAGAGCAACGAGGGGAGCCAGUCCGACAGUGGGAUGGGCUUGUCCUCUGAUGACAUGAGCACUCUGAAGCGUCUGGAGUCGCUGGCAGGACGACCCCUCAGCAUCAUGGCCCUGGCGAUGAAAGCUGUGAGUAAGAGCAAGGAGUCGGUGCUCACGGAGGGAGAGAAGGGGGAGAAGUACUCACCCCCCGUCCCCUCUCUGGACUUCAGCCUGAACGACUCGGCCCUGGACCCUGGCCUGGAGUGCCACAGCCCGCCCCCCGACUACAACUAUGUGGUGCGCUACUCCACCCCACCUGUGUAACCCCCCCACCCAGCUACUACGACCCACCCACCCGACCACAGCCCAGCCCUCUGCCCUGUACAAUCUGACUUAUAGCCUUAGGGACUUCUCCUUUGUUUCCUGUGUCUGGACUUCACAGCAAAGCAUCAUAAACCACCACAGCCUCCUUCUCUUUUAACAUCCUUUUCAGUGUUUCCUCUCGGGUCAAGUCUUGAGAGAAAAACAAGUUUGAGAGACGCUAUGGUGGGCUUGUUGCUAGGACUGUGAGACAGCCAUUGCCUACUCUACUGGAGAAAGAGAGCUCUGGAGUCCUAGACUCCUUAGUUCUGCAUGAAGUCUUAAUGUCCGCCUGUCGAUAUGUGUCUGUCUGUCCAGAGAUCCAUCCACGUGCUGCUGGCCUCCUCCAUUCUCCACUGUGAUACUACAGAUACAGCUAAAGACAGACUCAGGUAUUCCUUCAGUCUACUGUGAACUCAGUGAAGUGCAAAUGAAUGAAACAAAAUCCCUUGAUGUAUUAAUGGAAGGUUAAUCGGUAACCGAGGGAGGUGUUAAGGAGCCUGUAAGCCUUACAGAGAUUAAAGGAGAGGGUUUGAUUGAGGCGCUUUUAGUUUUUAGUGAUGCCAUUUUAUUUCUGUACAAAUAUUCUAUAGAUUGGAAACUGGAAAGUAAUUUGUUAUUCUAUUAUUUUAUAUAUUUGUCAUUAAUAUAAGUUUAUGGAGAUAGUCCGGUCAGAAUGUGGAUAUUUUUAAGUAGUAUUCAGAAAUUUGGCUAAAACCCAUGAAUUUUGUAAAAAGCGGUUCGGAAUAGUAUUGUGUAAUGUGUGAGGCAUCCAGCCAUGUCCAAGCCUCUUGAUCAGUUUAGAUCAGAACCUGGGACCUUACGGAUUCAUACUUAACACUGCAUCUCUACCGUGAAGCCAUUUUGAAUGAAGAGUUACAUUUGGAUUCCUUCUCCUAUACUGAUACGGUCCACCUCCAGAAGAAAGCAACUCUGCAUAUUUCUGUUACGGAAGAGUGAGAAGGGGAAGGGAGAGCGAUGAUAUGAGAGAACCACACAGAGUUGUUUAUUUUAUUGUGUACAAAGCUAGUAAGAAAAAUGUUCUUAGAUUAGAAUUUAAUAUGAAGUGUGUGACUCUGAAAGCACUAGUCAAAUAAACUAUGCAUACUUUGUUUAGAUUAUAGCGUUAGGUUGUUACUUAUUAAUCCAGAUCACAUUUUACUCACACUUUUCACACUGGAAACUUAACCCAAGGGUUUGGACCAACUGCCACCUCAGUAACAAGACAUUAGUAACAGUCCUGUGUUUAAUUCUAGAUUUAUAUACUGUUUACACUGCUGUAUAAACAAUAACUACAUAAGCAAAAUGAAAGAAAAUACUGUUGUUUGCAGGAAUAUGUAUAAUGUAAAUAUUAUAUUUCUGAUCCAUUGUUUUGUGUAAAAACUGUUACUAUAACUUGCAGGGCAGGCAGGAAUCCUAAAUGUGUUGUUAGAACCAGGCUGGGGUGCGUUUCCCGAAAGCGUCGUAAGCCUAAAUUGAUCGUAGAAUCCAUCGUAGGACGAAUCUUAGUUUUACGGGCCGUUCCUAAAGACAUCGUAGCUAAAGUGUCUCUUCAAAAUUCGUAACUCUUGAAAGUGCAUACAUUAGCCUACUCCUUACGAGCAUGUUUGGGAAACGCACGUAAGAAAUAUCGAUGGUUUCGUUUUUUGCUCGAUCGUUGCUACGAUCCAUCGUUAUCGGGAAACGCAGCCCUGGUCACUAUACUGGUCACUGUUAAACUCUCUAACCUUUAGCCAAUAACUUUGACCCUGGAGCCUGUUAUCUCUCACAUGAAGAACAAUUCAAAGAAUUGACACUAGUGGGGUCAAAUGUAUUCCAGUCAUACCAGGUAAUAGUCCAGCUCGUGUUUUCUCACACAUAGGAGAGUAGCAGGCUUCUGCUUAUCAAUCAGUAAACUGUAAGGGUUCAACCAGUCCAGUAUUCCAUGGUUUAGUAUAAACCAUUUCCCUUGAUCCAUAGAUAUUUCCAAAUUCAUCUUUGUUUUUGUGGAUUGAUUGGUGGUUGUGUCCAUUGUGGAGAGGAAAGUGUAUGCACUGAUGUUUUCAAAUACUGAUUUUUUUUACUCCAAAUGUAUUUUUAUUAACCAUGCAUAAGAAGUAAGUGAAUAAAUAAAGAUUUAUAUAUUUAUACAUU
This is a messenger RNA of Osmerus eperlanus (European smelt), 6623 nucleotides long. RefSeq names its product kinase insert domain receptor like (gene kdrl). The transcript has 30 exons. NCBI's taxonomy places the organism in Eukaryota, Metazoa, Chordata, Actinopteri, Osmeriformes, Osmeridae. The coding region runs from base 522 to 4454 and encodes 1310 amino acids. The record is from RefSeq and is a predicted model, not a curated record. Gene Ontology annotation, cellular component: plasma membrane; signaling receptor complex. Gene Ontology annotation, biological process: positive regulation of kinase activity; cell surface receptor protein tyrosine kinase signaling pathway; protein phosphorylation. Gene Ontology annotation, molecular function: ATP binding; growth factor binding; transmembrane receptor protein tyrosine kinase activity.